Molecule: messenger RNA, 3332 nt
Organism: Maylandia zebra (zebra mbuna)
Lineage: Eukaryota; Metazoa; Chordata; Actinopteri; Cichliformes; Cichlidae
Gene: wnt1
Product: wingless-type MMTV integration site family, member 1
Biological process (GO): multicellular organism development; neuron differentiation; canonical Wnt signaling pathway
Cellular component (GO): extracellular region
Molecular function (GO): cytokine activity; frizzled binding
Source: RefSeq, a predicted model, not a curated record
GUGUGAAAAAAAGAACAUGUGCAGAAAUGGCCUUAGUCACUGCACAUUUUAAGAGCGCAUUUGGAGAGAGGAGGAGAUGCGGUUAGGGAGUAGGCUAAUCCAACCACCGGGUAAAAAGGGCAGUUUCAGAUGGCUCAUAUUGCGCUGUAACUAUACUGUACCGUGACACCAGCUUUGAGCAGCGGCGAAGCACCAAAGCGGGCGCACCCACAGCAUCUGUACCAACUCAUCACUGCUCCAGGGCUCCGGGGGAACUUCUCUCAGCAAGACUGGAUGCGGAGGCUAGCUGCGCGGUCACUGAAAGGGGAAGAAAAUACUUUCAGCCGUACACGUUUACAGGGAAUCGAUUCUGUGAUGACCGUGAGAUUCCACAAUAUGCGUAACACCGUGGACUGCCCUGCUUUUCUCUCCCUCUCUCUCCCUUCCUUUCUUUUUUCUGCUCAGUUGUUUCCUUAUUCAUUGUGCGUCCUAUGAAGAGCAUUAACUAUCCCUCCCUCCAAUCCUAUUGAAAAGGCUCCGAAAAAAAAAAACAGGGAGAUGAGAGCAGCAAAUCCCUUUUUUAUUCCCCUCGUAGCGCUCAAUAAGAGAAGAAUGUGUUGCCUAUCAGUCACCGAGGGGAUCAAGUCUUCGGAACUGUCCCACGCGUUCAAUGCGCCGUGCAAAGCAUCACUGAGAGAGACAGAGUGAAGAGGACUGCAGCAGCAGCAGCAGCAGUAGCAUCCUGCCCGGACACCUCACAGCACAGCAACCUGUCUCCACUCAAGAGCCAUUUAAGUUAAUUAGGACUUCCUUCUCUCACCUUUCAAGUCCUCUCCUCGGAUUGUGGCGUGCCACGAUGAGGAGUCUGGCGCUGCUGUUAGGGGUGAAAGCCGCUUGCAUCCUCUUGGUGCCCUCGCUCUCGGGCACAGGGGCAGUCAACAACAGCGGCCGGUGGUGGGGUAUUGUCAAUGUGGCUUCCUCGUCCAACCUCCUCACCAAUUCCAAGAACGUGCAGUUGGUCCUGGACCCAAGCCUGGCCCUUCUGAGCCGUCGCCAGCGCCGGCUGAUUCGGCAGAAUCCUGGCAUCUUGCAUGCCAUCGCCGCUGGACUGCACACUGCCAUAAAGGAGUGCAAGUGGCAGUUCCGCAACCGCCGCUGGAACUGCCCGACCACCCACAGUCCAGCAGUUUUUGGCAAAAUUGUCAAUCGUGGUUGCCGAGAGACCGCAUUUGUAUUUGCCAUUACCAGCGCAGGAGUGACCCACGCUGUGGCUCGUUCCUGCUCAGAGGGGGCCAUUGAGACGUGCACAUGCGAUUAUCGCCGCCGAGGUCCUGGAGGACCAGACUGGCACUGGGGGGGCUGCAGUGACAAUGUGGAUUUUGGCCGGAUGUUCAGCCGUGAGUUUGUGGACUCCAGUGAGAGGGGCAGAGAUCUGCGCUACCUCACGAACCUGCACAAUAACGAAGCCGGCAGGAUGACUGUGUCAUCAGAGAUGCGUCAGGAAUGCAAGUGCCAUGGCAUGUCUGGCUCCUGCACAGUGCGCACCUGCUGGAUGCGCCUGCCCAGCUUCCGCACAGUGGGAGACUUUCUUAAGGACCGGUUUGAUGGCGCAUCCAGAGUUGUUUAUGCCAACAAGGGCAGCAACCGUGCCUCUCACCGAGCCGAUCCACGCCAUCUAGAGCCUGAAAACCCAGCUCACAAACCCCCUUCGUCUAUGGAUCUUGUCUAUUAUGAGAAAUCACCCAACUUCUGCUCCUACAAUGGCAAAACUGGCACUCUGGGAACAUCGGGGAGAACGUGCAACAGCUCUUCUCCGGGCCUGGAUGGCUGUGAGCUGCUAUGCUGCGGACGUGGGUUUAAGUCCCGGACUGAGAGCGUGACUGAACGCUGCCACUGCACAUUCCACUGGUGCUGUCAUGUCAGUUGUCUGAACUGCACCAGUACAAGGACGUUACAUCAGUGUCUAUGAUCAAAUAUGGGCACCUAGGCACACAUGUGCUUUAAGAUGUUAGGCUGGAGCUGGAAAAGGUUCAAGGCGGGUAAACUAAUACAGGGAAAUUCUGGCACAAAAAUUCAAUCAGUGUUUUUAAACUUAGGAGAAAGGGAAAGCACAAGUAUGUGAACAGGGUAUAGAAGGAGUGUAUGUCUUACUCUUUAUUACUUAACCUUAAGUAAAUUAACACUACAACGAUACUUGUAGAAUGGGAAUUGUCCCUCAAGUGUUUACAUGCUAGAUAAAUAGGAGUAAAUGGACAAAAGGAUGUGGUGGAGAAUUGAUCGUUGUAACCAGGUACCACUAGGGCCUUGUUUCUCCCCAACAAAGGGCAGAAACUGGACACAAUGUUUCACAGAUGUUUCUGUGGCCACAGAGCCACAAACAUAUGCUCUCAUAAACUGGCGAGGACCUCUAACAAGAGGAAGCUUAUUUAAAAAAAAGAAAAAAAAGAAAUCUGUGUUUUGUUUUCUCUUGCUGAAGUUUGGCGUCCCUCCCAUGAAACUGGCUGAAGUUUAUCUCCCUGGAUGGGAUAUCUGUUCCAUGCUUGUGUACUUAGGAAUUGUAUGCAACCCAACCACUUCUAGUUUCCCUGCCACAUUUGCCCAUUUUGUUUAGAUUUCUCCAGAUCUGAAUUCACCUCAGCCACAUGUACCACUCCAGCUUGCAACAGGAUGGUCCUUAUUGUACAUGACUAGGAGCAGGGAGCACAGAAACCAAGUGAGUGAAUCUUACUGAGGCAAUGUAAUUUGAAUGUAUUAUCAAUACACUGAAUAUCACGACGUGAUUUAAGCAAAUCUGAGGGAUCAAUAAUGAAAAUAUCAUAAAACACUAAUAAAACAAUGAAUAGAAAUGUGACCAAUAUACAAAUUUCCCACAAAUGCAUGCAGGAAGGAUUAAAAUAUUGCAGGUUAAAGUAGGCAAAUGGUGCGUUGUUGGGGGGUUUUUUUUUCAAGGUAGGUUGAAUGAAAAUAUUUUAAAGAAUACAGACUGAAAAAGAAACAAACUGUGUAUCAGCUAAGAGGACCAAAAUCUGUAAAUAUUAAAAUAUCUGAUUAUAUUUAUAAAGAUGUCACUUGUAUGUUUUCUAAAUGAUUUAUGUGCCUGUCAGUGGCUGGAGAAUAUGCUAUCAGUAGAGUCAGGUCAGAGGAUGUUUUCAUCGUUUGGCUCUUUCUAAGUAGGUGUAACGUAGCGGGUUAAAAAAAAUACUCUUGAUAGAAAAAGACUGUUAUCACUUCUUUGCUUUUUUUCUGUAAAAAAAACACUCAUGUUUGGUCAUGCACUGAAUAUUUCCCUUUUUUUUUACUAGUGUAAAUAUAUAAAAUAUUUAUUUCUGAGGAUUUUUAUACUGUUCUAGAGA